Messenger RNA from Diaporthe amygdali, 2547 nucleotides. RefSeq lists its product as uncharacterized. The transcript is spliced from 2 exons. The coding region runs from base 1 to 2547 and encodes 848 amino acids. Gene Ontology annotation, cellular component: preribosome, large subunit precursor; PeBoW complex. Gene Ontology annotation, biological process: maturation of LSU-rRNA from tricistronic rRNA transcript (SSU-rRNA, 5.8S rRNA, LSU-rRNA); ribosome biogenesis. The record is from RefSeq and is a predicted model, not a curated record. Gene Ontology annotation, molecular function: protein binding; ribonucleoprotein complex binding. NCBI's taxonomy places the organism in Eukaryota, Fungi, Ascomycota, Sordariomycetes, Diaporthales, Diaporthaceae.
AUGAACGUCAACAAUAUGAGGCUGAGGUCCGGGAUCAAGACCCCAUCGGCAGAGGGCGUAAAGCCCGUCCCGGAAGCCGUGGAAACACCCCGCAAGACCUCGAUCACCAAGACCAAGGUUUCCUCGGCCAAAAUUGACCCGUCUUCAUCGAAGAGCAGUGCGUCUCCCGCAAGACGAGGUCGCCCACCAAAGAACCGUGACCCGUCGCCCCUCAAGCGGAAGGCAGCUUCACCCGUGGAGGAGACCCAGGAGGAACCCGAACAACAAGCCGAAGAGGCGGGUUCCGAUGAAGAUGGAUUUGGAGACGUCCAGCUCGAAGGCGCAUUGUCCGCAAGUGAAGACGACGAUUCAGACUCUGAACACUCGGGAAAGCAUGCCGAUUUCGACGGCGAGGAUGAUGAUGAAGAAGGUGUCGAGGACCCAGAUGAAGACGAUGCGCUCCACAGCGACGAUAUACCCUCAGACGAUGAUGGGACCUCAUUGAAAGUACCUCCGCUGGAGCCCGGCCAGGAACCGGGGCUCGAUCCACCCAACACGAAUCAAGACGAUAAUGACCUGCGGAACUAUCGAGUCGAGACUGAUGCGAAUGGCAACGAGAAAUACGUUUACGACGAGAUAGAUGCGGUCUACGAUUCGGACGACACGGAUGCGAAUGAGCCAAUCAACACAAUCGGCGACAUCGACCUCAAGUUCUACGAUUCCUAUCCUCACAUCGGCUACGACAUCAAUGGCAAGAAGAUCAUGCGCCCCGCUGCCGGUGAAGCUCUGGACGCCCUCCUUGAUAGCAUUGAGGUGCCCAAGGGGUGGACUGGCCUCACGGAUCCCGCAACUGGAAAACCUUUGAACCUCAGCCGGGACGAGUUGGAGCUCAUCAAGAAGAUCCAGACGAACGAGCUUCCUGACGGCUACGAUCCCUACCCUGACACUGUCGAAUGGUUUACCAGCCAUGAGGAGAUCAUGCCCUUGAGUGCCGCCCCGGAACCAAAGCGCCGAUUCCUCCCCUCCAAGAACGAACAGAAGAGGAUCAUGAAGCUGGUCCGUGCUAUCAGAGAGGGUAGGAUAUUGCCAUACAAGCCACCGGAGGAGCGCGAGGAGGAAGAAGAGGAGGAAGUUCACUUUGAUUUGUGGAAGGACGAACAACCCAGAGAUCCCCAUGUUAUGCAUCUCCCUGCGCCAAAGCUCGCGCCACCAGGCUACGAUCUCAGCUACAACCCACCGCCCGAGUACCUGCCGACAGAGGAGGAGAGAAAAGCGUGGGAGGAACAGGACCCGGAGGAUCGCGAGAAAGAGUAUCUGCCCCAAAAGUACGACUCCCUGCGGAAGGUUCCUGGCUACGACAUGUUCGUCAACGAGCGCUUCGAGCGAUCUCUGGAUCUGUAUCUUGCGCCUCGCGUGCGAAAGAACAAACUCAACAUCGAUCCCAACUCGCUUCUUCCCAAGUUGCCGAGGCCGGAGGAUCUCAAGCCUUUCCCGACAGUGUGCCAAACAAUCUUCCGAGGCCACGAGGGCCGCGUUCGUACGCUGUCUGUGGACCCAAGCGGAAAAUAUCUUGCGACUGGUGGUGACGACGGCACAGUGAGGGUUUGGGAAAUCUUGACAGGACGGCAGCUCUGGAGCGCCAGGCUCAGCAGUGACGAGGCUGUCAACGUGGUUAAAUGGAGGCCUGCUAAGGACUCAUGCAUCCUGGCUGCAGCUGCUGAAGAGGACAUCUAUCUGAUCAUACCUACUGUUAAUGAUCCACCGCUUGAGCAGGCGAGCCGGAAUAUUCUUGAUGCCGGGUUUGGCUAUGCCGCCAGUAGUAAGGCCUCCAACCCAGCGAUCGACAAGACAAAGGAGCCAGCCGCGAAGUGGGCGCGACCAGGUUCGAGGCUUGAGGACGAGGGCGUUCUUGUGAGGGUUACUGUUCGGUCAACAGUCAAGGGACUAGAUUGGCACAGACGUGGCGACCACUUCUGCAGUGUCUCACCGACAGGGCAGAGGAGCUCGGUCGCUAUCCACACGUUGUCCAAGCACCUGACACAGAUACCCUUCCGGAAACUCGCAGGUCUUGCACAAGCAGCACAUUUUCAUCCUUCACGGCCCCUUUUCUUUGUCGCUACACAGCGCAUGAUCCGCUGCUACGACCUGCAGAAGCUUGAGCUCGUCAAAACCAUCCAGCCCGGCGCACGGUGGAUUUCCUCGUUCGACGUUCACUCAGGCGGCGACAACUUGAUUGUGGGAUCUUAUGACCGCAGGCUACUCUGGCACGACCUGGAGCUGUCGACACGGCCGCACAAGACCAUGCGCUUUCAUCCCAAGGCCAUCCGCGCGGUGAAGUACCACAGGGACCUGCCUCUUUUCGCCGAUGCAUCGGACGAUGGCACGCUUCAGAUUUUCCACGGAAAGGUUGUCACGGAUCUGAUGGAGAACGCGACCAUUGUGCCGCUCAAGAUGCUGAGUGGCCACAAGGUCGUCAGUUCGCUAGGUGUGAUGGAUGUUGACUGGCAUCCGAGCCAUCCUUGGCUCUUCUCGGCUGGAAGCGAUGGGACUGCUAGACUCUGGAUAUAG